AUUCCAGCAGAUCGGUUUCGUGUGUUUGCUGGCGGUGAAAGCAGCGUUUGCGUCUGUGGCGCGUGGUGGCGUGGCGAUUGUUCGUUCGUCCGAAGCGUCUGCUUUAAUCUGCGCUCGGAGGAAAGCUUCCGUGAUCAAAGUUACCGUCUUCUAUGCUGUGUUCGAGAAAGGGGUUGUUUCUUCUUCCCCGUCGAUGGAGGUGACAAACGAGCUUCCUUGUCGAGAAUUGGAUUUGAGUCUCGAGGACGUCUUGGAGUUGUUCGUGGAUUCCGAGGAGCCUUUCGAUUCUGAGCCAUGGGAUUUCUCGCAGUCUCUUCUGCCUCCUUCGCCUGGAUUUUUCUCUUUUGACGAGGCAAAUGGUUGGGAGAUCAAGGACAGAUCUGAGAUUUGUCCAGAGUCCGGCGGCUGUGAGAGCCUGGAGGCGACACAAAUCAUCGCUAGUGAUGAGUUUCUUGUCGACGAUGGGCGUUUGGGAGUUUCGAGUCCUGUAUCUUGUAGCGGGGCCGAAUUGGGAAGUAACCUAGUUGCGACCUCUCAAGUCGAGACCAGACCGUACUGUUCCAACAGUUCCGAAGGAACAAGCCACUCGGAACUGAAUCAAGGGGCUCUGGAUCUUGGCCGCUCAAAUAGCAAUCUGCAUUGUGACAGCUUUCUAGAGCUGAAGUCGCUUAGCCCCGAGUCGGGCUGUACCAGUUCUGACGAGCAAGUGCAAGGCAGAAGCUGCAAUAACUGUCCAACUCAGUCUGGAGAUGCGACAGCAAGUGGGGAGGAUGUUACGGGCACUGUGGACGAAGACACGAAGAAAAGAAUAAGACUCAUGAGAAAUCGAGAGUCAGCUACGCAAUCACGAUUGAGAAAGAAAUCGUAUGUAAAGGAGUUGGAAAUGAGGUACCGGAUGUUGGAAAGCCAUUGCUCAAUUCUUCAGCAAACGGUCGCCUUCACUUCUCAGGAAAAUAUCUUAUUGAAAGAAGAGCUUAACAAGAUUAAAUGCUCAAACUUGAAUGGAUCCAAGUCUGGCGUGGUGGAGCCUGCAGCGCUACCAAGUGACUCCCUGCCGUCGGAGUCCCCACCCUGCCUUACUGCAUCGGCCCCAUUUCGUUUGGACAACUGGGAGCUUCUCGCGUGCCUUUACCACGUCUUGCUUCUCACUCUGUUGGAAACCAAGGCACAAAGCCGAGCAAGAAGAGGAGACGGCGAGAGGCGACCGUGGGUCCGGAUUAGGAGAUGUCAAGUCCUAUGGUUAUCACCUAUUUUGAUCAAUCUUGUUAGCCUGGGAAGGCUUAGGUCGCAAAUGAUGUCGGUGACAAGAAAAUUGUCUUACUUCUCCACCCGAGCUAAAAGGAGAAACUUACUCGAUAUCACCCAUAUAAAAUCACAAUUCUCCACGUGUGUUCGACAACACCAGCACUGCGCGAAGAGCAGUAAGAAGUUGAGAAAGAGUGGUAGGCAUCCGAGGAGGUAUGGUUAUCACAUCCGGUAGGGGAAGCUUUCCUCUUUGUAUACUUAUUCAACCUAGCAGAAUAGCAUUCUUUCAAGCCCCACUCGAGGGACUGACUUGAGUAGUCUCGUAGAUCUUCAGAGGUUUCGUGUUUUUACCACUGUAAUAAACCAGGACAUGCGUCCUUAUACUAAUACAGCAGCAGGUUAAGGAGAGUAAUGAGUUGCGCUGUGACCACUCGUUGCUCCUCAGGUAGGUUUUAGCACUGGAAAUCUUAUUGGUCUCUUCAUC
Molecule: messenger RNA, 1729 nt
Organism: Marchantia polymorpha subsp. ruderalis
Lineage: Eukaryota; Viridiplantae; Streptophyta; Marchantiopsida; Marchantiales; Marchantiaceae
Source: the annotation of a GenBank genome assembly